This is a messenger RNA of Hermetia illucens (black soldier fly), 3033 nucleotides long. RefSeq names its product SH2 domain-containing protein 4A-like. The transcript has 5 exons. The record is from RefSeq and is a predicted model, not a curated record. Bases 849 to 2159 code for a protein of 436 amino acids. NCBI's taxonomy places the organism in Eukaryota, Metazoa, Arthropoda, Insecta, Diptera, Stratiomyidae. Gene Ontology annotation, cellular component: cytoplasm.
UGCUUAAGCCGUGCUAAGAUCCCAGCACUCGUAUCUAUCUAUACACAUAUGGGAGUAAGAAAGAUACUGAACCGAAAAAAAAAUAUCUGAAAUCAACUAAAUCCGCACUCGCGGUUAGUUCGAGUCUGGAACUGGAAAAGCGUGGACUGAACGGGUCGCCUCAGUUUAGAUACUUUAGUUAGCACUUGCAAAUAGAUGUAUCUUGCGCUCUAGUACUUCGGUCAAGUAUUUCGCGCACUCAACUGAAAUUUUGUGCAGAAGAGAAUUCUGAAUGUAAAUUUGCAGAACAGCUUUGUUGUUGGGAGUUAAUUCUAAUUUUUUUUUUAUUGUGAAAAAUCUUAUGUAUUAAUGUAAUAUAGUUUACGUAUCUACGCUAACUUGCCAGAUAAUUGAAGUUCUACUAUUGUCGUGAGUCACGUCAGUUGCGAAUACUGCAUUUGAGUGCAAAGUGGUGACUAAGGCCGGAAUCUUAUUGUUGAGGAAAUCUAAGUAUCUGUUUAUAAUCGCCCAUCAAUUACCGAGUGGAAAGCUGCACCUGUGAUCGUUCAUACUGCGCACAGUAAUUACUGCAACUGCCAUUGCAAUACGAGUAUCUGUUCGGUAGUUAAAAGUGAAAAAGAAUCAUUUCCGUCCGUUUGGUGCGUGCGUGCUUGUUCGUUUUGCUUUGCGGCAUACGAAAAGAAAGAGCGAAAAAUUUUUGUUCCGGUGUUUAGUGAAGAAACGAAUUUCACUUGAGGAUUAACUGUGCAGUAUCUGAUUUUUUUUCGGCGAGCUAUUAGUAUAUGUCGACUUCAGGGACAUAAUAAUUCCAUUCCGCCAAAAUAGCUUCCUACUAAGUUACGUCCAAAAUGCUUAAACAAAUCCUACGAGAUAUGUACGUAGACCCGGAAAUUCUAGCGGGUCUAGAUGAAACGUACAAACAAACUUUAUUCUGCAAAAUGCGCGAGGAACAAGUGCGGCGUUGGCGAAUAUGGGACGAAAAACAACAAAAAAUGGCAUCUUCCAAAUCAAAAGACUCAAACAAGAACAGAAUCAAGCGCCAUGUUGAUUUCCGCGUAGGAGAUGAUGGUGAACCAUGGGUUUGGGUUAUGGGAGAGCAUCCAGAUGAUUUGUCUAUCGAAGAAAUUUUAGAGCGCGAAGCAAAGGAUAAAGCCAGACAAUUAGCUGAGAAGGAAUUUCGAAAAUCCGUUGAAGCCCAACUCUCAGACAUAAUAGAUUUUGAUAAUAAGAAAAAUAAGAUAAAUGAGGCCGAUCUCGAAACUCCAAAAAUUGAGGAUAUGGAAAUUUAUUGUUCAGUCGAUGAAUUGAAAGAACGAAUGAAGCCACAAAUUCCACAACAUAUUAACGAAAUCCAACACAAUGCUUAUAAUAAUCGUCUUAAUACCUCACCUAGUAGCCGCACCAAUAAAAUUGAUGUUCUUCAAGAGAUCACUUAUAAUAGACCAAAACCGUCGGCUAAAAUAGCAGCUCGAAUCGCACAAUGGGAACAAAGAACUAUUGGUCAGAGAACUACCGAGAUCUUCAAACAAAUUCAACAGAAGAAACAGGAAACUGUUAAGGAAGCGGAGGAAGCUGCUCGAAAAGUCGAAGAACAUUGGAGGGAGCAAGAACGUAAAGCGAAGGAAGCAGAGGUUCAAAUGCGCGAAAUUGCACGUCGCGCUCGUGAAGAACACAGAAAAUCCAUCCUGGAUGAUAACUCCACGAAUUCAAGUCCAGCCGCUAGUCUCGAUAUCGCUGUACCACGUCCACCGAACCAAGAAGCAGUUGUGCAAUGGUAUCGAAAUACGGAGUUUCCCAAGCGUACUGGCAUCGAUCCAAGUGGAAAAUUGGAAAAAUGGUUUCAUGGUCUACUGAAUAGAAACGACGCCGAGGCUCAGCUUGCUAACGAAGAACAAGGAACAUUCCUAGUUCGUAUUUCAGAGAAGAUUUGGGGUUAUGCCAUCUCAUAUAAGGAUGUCGACCGUUACAAGCACUAUUUGGUUGAUGCCAGUAACGGAAAGUAUCAGUUUUUAGGCCAGAACCAACUGACACAUAACAGCCUUAGUGAUCUCCUUAAAUAUCAUUCAACUGUUCCUAUCACAAUACUUGGUAACGAACUCCUGUUAAGAUCGUGCUCAAAUAAUGGCCAUAUUCCAGCCGUUCUAGAAGGGCUUGUGUAAAACCUAAGAAUAUAGAAUUUAAGAUUUUUUUUAAUAAAUUUAUGGAUUUCACAUAUACAAUCGAAAUUGUGUAUAUCUAAGUAUCCGUUAAUGUCGGGAAAGUAUCCUGAAUACAAGGAACAAAUGUUCUGUAAUCAUUAUUUAGCUCCAAAAGUAUCUUAUCACUGAAGACGCCGCAAUUGUUCAGAAACACAUACGAUUUCGGUGAAUAUUUAGAUAGAUUUCCUUAGACUAUUAUUUAUGGCUGUUACAAUCAGUUAUCGAUCUUUUUGUGAAAACCGUUAACUGGUUACGGAUAGGUGUACACCAGUUGUUUAUUGAGGAUAUGUUUUCACAUUUCAGCUCGAACAAAAUACAUAGAAACUAGAUACCCGUAUCUGUACUAGAAAAAAAGAUAGUGCCGCUUCAAAUGUAAAAAAAUGUGAAACUUCAAUGACUGAAAAUUCACCAAUUGAUGAAUAAUUUUCAUUUAUUAGUAAUAUAAGUAAUAAACAUUUAUUUACUUACAUCAAUUCAGUUGAAUUUGUUGAUUCAAACAAAUUUAUCUUGAAUAGUUAUUCGAAGUGAAUUUUAAGUUAAUAUCUUAAUAUUAUAUUUUAUGCAUAUUCAAACUCAACUUUGAAAAGACGCAAAAUAUCAAUUUUUUGUAUUUGUAUUUGAUUUUUAUUUAAUUUUUGACAUUGAAAAGCAACCACGCAUUUUAUUUGUGAUUCUUAGACGUUGCAACUACCCGUGAAAGCUAUUUGAAUAUUUGUGUGUUUUAGCCAGUUAGUAUUUUAAAAUGAUAAUAAAAUGAUAAUGAUGACGAAUUUGUUAUGAAAGCGAUAGAUCAAAUGGAAUAUGAACCAAUAAAUUAUUUUGGUGCUCUUUUUUA